Messenger RNA from Acytostelium subglobosum LB1, 1122 nucleotides. RefSeq lists its product as hypothetical. Gene Ontology annotation, molecular function: cation binding; protein serine/threonine phosphatase activity. The transcript is spliced from 5 exons. Gene Ontology annotation, biological process: protein dephosphorylation. Lineage: Eukaryota; Evosea; Eumycetozoa; Acytosteliales; Acytosteliaceae. The annotation marks the transcript as partial. The record is from RefSeq and is a predicted model, not a curated record.
AUGAGUGAACAAAAAGAUAAUAUCAUAGAGGAGUCUGUGAUGGCAGAUAGUAAUAUACAGAGUGCAGUGGAGACAGUCAAUGCUACCACUGCCACACAGGUCGAGAGCAAUGCGAACAACAGUCUCGAGGUCUCAAUCGACACGCCUUCAAACACGACCAACGCAGCAGCCACAAACACCACGUCAUCAACAACAUCAUCAUCGACAGACAGUAACAACAACAGCACUACUACUUCUUCUACUACCGCCACAAACACUGAGGCUUCGAGCAACCCUGAUCAGCCUCCAUCGACACCGCUGGCCGACACAACCAGCGCACCAACCACUGGCUCUGAGCAUCAUACGGCACCCGCUCGCUUCACCUCUGUCAAGGACAUUGGUGUGUCGUACGAGAAGAACCCAAGGUACCGCAGGACCAUGGAGGAUGAGCACGUGAUCAUCGAUAACUAUGGAGGCAACCCAGAUCAAGGCUUCUACGCCAUCUACGACGGCCACGGUGGACGUGGUGCCGUUGAGUUCACCGCAAAGACACUGCACAAGAACUUGUUGGAGGAGUUGAACAACAACCCAGAGGGUGACAUAUUAGAGUUGAUCAGGAGCAGCUACUUGACAACAGACACGCAGAUGGCCACUGAGCCAAUCCAGUUCUCUGGUACAACCACCAUCACUGCCUUCAUCCGCAAGAAUGCCAACAAUGAGAGACAACUGUACAUUGCCAAUGCUGGUGAUGCUCGUUCAGUGAUUUGCCAAAACGGAGUCGCUGAGAGACUAUCAAAGGAUCAUAAGGGAUCGGACCAAGAAGAGAUCAAGCGUAUUUCAGAGGCUGGUGGAUUUGUAGUUAAUAAUCGUGUCAAUGGUAUACUGGCAGUGACUCGCUCGCUUGGUGAUCACUCCAUGAAGGAGUACGUCGUCGGUGAUCCAUUCCUACGCUCCGUCCAACUCGAUCAAACUUAUACCCAUUUAAUAUUAGCCUGUGAUGGUCUUUGGGAUGUCAUCAAUGAUCAAGAGGCCAUUGACCUGAUUAUCAAUGAGACCGAAGCACAGAAGAUGAGUGAUAAGCUGUUAUAUCAGGCUCUGAGAAAGGGAAGCACUGACAACAUUAGUAUAUUGGUUAUCAUUUUG